This is a messenger RNA of Syngnathus typhle (broad-nosed pipefish), 2157 nucleotides long. RefSeq names its product CMP-N-acetylneuraminate-beta-galactosamide-alpha-2,3-sialyltransferase 1-like. NCBI's taxonomy places the organism in Eukaryota, Metazoa, Chordata, Actinopteri, Syngnathiformes, Syngnathidae. The transcript has 7 exons. Gene Ontology annotation, molecular function: beta-galactoside (CMP) alpha-2,3-sialyltransferase activity. The coding region runs from base 409 to 1407 and encodes 332 amino acids. The record is from RefSeq and is a predicted model, not a curated record.
AGUCGAUGUGCUUUUCUCCUCCAGCUCCAAGCUGCAGUCACCCUUUCAGCAUGCUUCUGCUCGGUUCGGAUCUGCGAGGAGCCGUGCUGGAAUAACGGAGACCACACACGCUGGAAGCCUCCAGGGCUUCAUAUGAAAGUAGAUGAUUAAACCAGCAGAUGACCCGUCUGCUGCUGACCUUAUCGAGUGGACGUGGGAGCGGAGCGAGCUGCAUGAACCUCAUUAGCCGGACCCUGUCGAGCAGGGCGUAUCACAUUCUUGGAUUUGAUAACGAACGUUCAGGAAAGCAGGAAUGUGAAAAUCCACAACGUGUCAGCUGAAGCUAGAACUGCUUUUUUUUUUUUCUUCCAAGGGAUUUUAAGAUGAUCCUCAUGCUAUUUUUAUCAAGAUUUCCAGCCGAGUGACAACAUGGGGCACCCCAAACGCAGGAAGUUGAAGACUUUGGCUCUGCUCUUGUGCGUGGUGACGUUCACCACCUUCCUCUUCAGCUACACCUUGCGUCAGCCCUCAAGUUACUUCUUCAAAUACGCCUUUCGCUUGGCCUGGUCAUCCAAGGGCCCGUGCGCUUGUCAGCAGUGCAUGACCGAGGCGGACGACGACCCUUGGUUCACCGAGCGCUUCAACCAAUCCAUCUACCCGCUCAUGACCAGAGAGAACAGCGCACUCUCGGACGAAACCUACAAAUGGUGGCAGUGGCUGCAAUUGGAAAAGCGGCCAGGUAACUUCAGCGAGGUGGUGGAGGAGCUUUUCCGAGUCAUUCCUGACGACGCUCUUUACGCCGACGCCGGGCCCGAGCGUUGCCGGACCUGCGCCGUGGUGGGGAACUCGGGGAACCUGAAGGGAUCCCAAUAUGGAGGCCUCAUUGACUCCAGUCAUUUCAUUUUAAGAAUGAAUCAAGCUCCCACCGCUGGUUUCGAGGAAGACGUGGGGGCCAGGACGACGCAUCACCUGAUGUAUCCGGAAAGCGCCAAGGAUCUGGACAACGCCACCAGUUUGGUCCUCAUCCCGUUCAAGACUUUGGACUUGCAGUGGAUCAUCAGCGCCUUGACCACGGGCACCAUUAAACACACUUACAUUCCAGUGAUGUCCAGGAUUGAGGCAAACAAGAAUAAGGUGUUGAUUUACAACCCGACAUUUCUCAAGUACGUCUAUGAUUCUUGGCUGGAGGGGCAUGGACGUUAUCCUUCCACCGGCUUCCUCAGCUUGCUUUUUGCAAUCCACAUAUGUGACCAGGUGAGUGUGUUUGGCUUUGGCGCUGACCAGAAUGGAAACUGGCACCACUACUGGGAGGAGAACCUUCUGGCUGGAGCUUUCAGAGACACCGGAGUCCAUGAUGCGGAUUUUGAAUCUAAUGUCACACAUUUUUUAGCGGACAAACACAAAAUCCGAAUGUUUAAUGGUAGAUGAUGCCCGGAGGUACUUGUGCAAGUGUGCCAUUGGAUGAACAUCAAAUGAAGGUGUGAAAAGAUUAUUUUAUUUUUAUUUUUUUACAACCAGGCCCAGCCAUGAUGUAAAAUUGGUGCAACAAUUACAGGCCACUUUAUUAGGUACUCUAAAAGAGAUUUGUAUUAUUUUUUUUCCACAAAGACAGCACGGAUUCUUUUUUUCUUCAUGGAGGCAGCACUUAAUCAGAAAGCCACCAAAUUACACUUUGUCACUUUCUUGUAAUUAGUCUUUCAUCCCAUCGCUGCAGUGCCUUAACUGUAAAGCAUGUUUUGUCACACAACUGAAUGAAAAUUAUCAAGUGCCUUAAAUGAGUUUACUUUGUAUUUUGAUCAGUGUAAAGCAAAGCGACAUUCUUCAAGCUCCACCCGCUUAUCUGUCAAAUGUUUACACAUUCCUCAGAAUCACAUGAUAACAUUUGCAGAAACCUGGCUGUGCAGUUUCAAGAUAAUGAUGUGCACAUCAUCAAUGUGUAAUUUUAUGUUUUGCUUUAUGUGCCUUAAAACAUUUGGUUCUAUUUUUCUCCUCCAUAUGAGAGAAAAGGAGUUGAUUUAAACGUCAUCUGUUUGUGGGCUGCUGCCAAACAUAUCAACAGUGCCAUCAGGUGGACAAGAACUUUUUGUUGUACAUGCCACCUCAAUGCUGGUGGAUGGGAUGUGUAUGAACAUUAUUGCUUUAAUGUCCUCAAAAUGAAAUAAAGAUUCUUCUUAUUGA